Racocetra persica is the source of this 819-nucleotide messenger RNA. Lineage: Eukaryota; Fungi; Glomeromycota; Glomeromycetes; Diversisporales; Gigasporaceae. The record is from the annotation of a GenBank genome assembly.
AUGCCACGAUACUUAAAGAAAAAAGAGGAUGUCAACAAAAUAUUUGCCGGACUAAUUGCUGGUUCUAAAGAAUCGGCAGAAUAUGUAAGAAAAAAAAGAAGAGAAGAAGUUGCGGCUUCUCGUGAAGCAAGUUACGAACAAACACAACAGGCUGAAGCUGCUCGUAUUUUCCAUAACAUAGCUGAAAAAAUUGACAAAAUAGAGGGGCAGAUUGUUUCAUUAAAUAAUAAGUUGUCUGAAAAAAUUGACAGAAUAGAGCAGCGGAUUGUUUCAAUAAAUGAUAUGUUGUCUGAAAAUUUUGAUGAAAAAAAUUUUAUUGAUGAUUUCCCCAGUGGCCCUUCCAAAAAGGGAUGGAAUACUUAUUAUGAGAAAAACAUUGCUACGCCGAGAAAAUUAGAAUAUGAUGAACCUUUUUCCCAUCCAGUUUCAGAAUCCUCAGGUGAAUCAGAUAGUGAAGAAAGCUUAGAUAGUGAAGAAAACUCAGAUAGUGAAGAAAGCUCAGAUAGUGAAGAAAGCUCAGAUAGUGAAGAAAGCUUGGAUGAGGAAUUGGAACCAAUCCGAAGAACUACUGAAACCUCUCGCAAUACUGCAGAAGGAUCUCGCAGUGCUGCAGAGUCUUGUCACAGCUCUGCAGAAGCACCAUGCAGAGCUGCAGAAUGUUCUCGCAGUACUGCAGAACCUUCUCACAGUACUGCGGAGGCUUCUAAAAAACGAAGAACAAAACGACUUAGAAAAGGUAAAGAACCUGUUCGCGCAACUUUGACAAAAGAACCAUCUGGUUCUGGUUCUGGUAAUGAAACAAGCGGUUCUGGUCAAUGA